UUCAAUAAAUUUGAUAUUUUUUCAAUAAAUUUAAAACACCAUGUAAAGAAUUGUUUGGACUUGGCAAAAGCAAGUAGGAACACAAGACACAGAGAAUCUCUAAUAUAAUAUUCAACUACAUCUAAAUUUCAAAGAGGAUUCCAUUUAUCUCAAUAGUUGGAGGGAGGUUGCUAUUAUUAUAAUCAUCCAGAAAACAAAUCUCCUCCAUACCCAAAUCCACAGAGCAACCACAUGACCGCACAACUUCCCAGAUUAUCUUCUUCUCUAUCUAUCAUCAUUCAACAUCUCUGAAUUUUUCUAUUAUUAUUUUGUUUAUAACGCUUGAUUUUUUUUUUUUUUUUUUUUUAGUUGACUCCAUUAAUAUCUAAAAUCAAAAUCCCAGAAAAAUAAAGAAUUUCACGUCUUUACGCAACAUUAUUAAACGUUUCAACAAAAGAUUCGUGUCAUAUGCAAGACAUCAACUUGUACUAAAACAGGGAUGCAAGUUUCUCGUUGAGCUCCCACAGACUUUUCUUUUGGGAUAUUAAUAAUCUCUCGAAUUGAUGAUCUCUUAAAGGGUCUGAUUAGAAUUCAAUUCUCUGAUCGGAAGCUUCCUCUGUUUCACUCUACAGAUUCAAAUCGUUGAGGCAAAAAAAUUGAAAAAACAGAGUUGAUGACGUCAUCCGUGAUUGUUGGAGAGGACGAAGAGGAUUCGUUCACGAAACCGCUUGGGAGAUUGUCUGUGUUUUACUAUGGAGUUGGGCAUAUGCUUAAUGACAUUACUGCUUCUUGUUGGUUCACUUACCUCCUCUUGUUCCUCACCCAGAUUGGUCUCUCCCCAAGGGAUGCUGCAAUCGUCAUGCUCUCUGGUCAAGUUGCUGAUGGCUUUGCCACUAUCUUCAUUGGUGAAUUGAUUGAUAGAUUUGGACAUUUCAAAAUCUGGCAUGCAGCAGGAUCCCUCUUAGUGGCUAUCUCGUUUUCUUCAGUGUUUGGUGGUUGUUUGCCUUGUUCAAUCCUCCAUAGCACCUCCUUAACGAUAGAAACAUUAUCAUACAGCACCUUUGCAGCUAUCUUUAACAUAGGAUGGGCAGCUACUCAGGUUUCCCACAUGGCUAUGGUUAAUUGCAUUACACUGAACUCAACAAGCAGAGUAGCACUAACAAGCUCCCGUAACGCCUUUAGCAUGGUUGCGAACUUAGGCUUAUACGCAAUUGCUUUAGUUGUAUUCGGUGUUAGCAAAGCUGAUACUAAAGAAAACACCGAGUCACAGUAUCGUUGGAUUGCUUAUUCAUGCAUCACCGUUGGUUGCUGCUUUGUGAUCAUAUUCCUUAUGGGGACAAAGGAGCCACGGCUGAGGAUAAAUCUAAGAGAAAGUAACCGAACGAGAAUACCAUGGGCUUACUGGUUCAAGAAAAUUCUAUAUUAUCAAGUCGCUGUGGUUUACCUCCUCACACGACUAGUUCUGAAUGUUUCACAGGCAUAUCUUGCAUUCUUUGUUAUUGAUGAUCUUCAAAUGGCUCAAUCCGCUAAAGCUCUCAUUCCUGCAAUAAUCUACAUCUGCAGCUUCGUUGUGUCGGUUAUGCUCCAGGAGAUUCCAUGGAAUGGGAAACGUCUCAAGGCCUAUUACUGUGCUGGUGGUAUUAUUUGGAUGUUCUGUGGUGUAUCCAUCCUCUUAUUACCUAGAAGCAUUAACUCAUUCAUGUAUGCCAUCUCUGUCUUUAUCGGUAUCGCAAAUGCAUUGAUUCUGGUGACAGCAAUUAGUAUGCAGAGUGUGUUGAUUGGUUCAGAGCUAGGUGGAUGUGCUUUUGUCUGUGGGUCUUUAAGCUUCUUAGAUAAAAUGUCAUGUGGGCUUGCUUUGUAUGUUCUUCAGUCACACCAAAGCGCCACUUCACCACAAGUUGAUGUAAACAUACAACAUAGUUUUAACUUCUCGGUGACGAGAUAUGGAUUAGGACUUGUCCCAGCUGUAUGCUCUUUUAUUGGAGUCGUUGUCACGUAUUUUAUGGAGCUAGACAGCACAAUACUGAAGCCUCUGUGUCAACCGUUGCUUCUCGAGUGAAAGUCUGCAGCAUUCUUCGUUUGGUAAGAUAAUUUACACAAAGUGGGGAUGUGAGUUUAACAGUGUUUAUAUGUUCAGUCUGCUGAUUUGUUUAUGUUCAUAAGGGUAUAAGUUUAUAGAUCACAGUGAGAAAGAAAGCAUUUGUUGUACAAGAAUUACUUUAUGGAAAAAUUAAUGCAAGUUGAUUCUUUUU
Messenger RNA from Brassica napus (rape), 2231 nucleotides. RefSeq names its product major facilitator superfamily domain-containing protein 12-like. Gene Ontology annotation, cellular component: membrane. Lineage: Eukaryota; Viridiplantae; Streptophyta; Magnoliopsida; Brassicales; Brassicaceae. The coding region runs from base 653 to 2038 and encodes 461 amino acids. Gene Ontology annotation, molecular function: symporter activity. The record is from RefSeq and is a predicted model, not a curated record. The transcript is spliced from 12 exons. Gene Ontology annotation, biological process: carbohydrate transport.